GAUGGUACAGCCCACUGCCUCCUCAGCGGUCACCUCUCUACCUCUGCUUCUCUGUGUCUCUCUCUCUUAGUGAGCGAGGAUUCAGUCUCUCAUACUCUCUGAGUCGUCAGGUUUAAUUUCUCUGUUCUUCUUCUCUUGUUAUGAUCCAUUUGAGGAGCACCUGCCAUAGAGACAGACACACCAAGAUGAACGGUGAGCUGAGAGCUGGUCGCACCACUACAGGCAAGAGAGGAAGCAGCGAUCAUGACAGAUCUGACUGUGAUAUGGAGUAUACUGGAUACCCUGGUGAACACUAUAACCGGGUUUUUGAUUACCAGCGUGUCCCCUCUUCGGUCCCAGUGGAUUCCAUUCAUGUCAAAAGGCCACGCCCUUCAUCUUCCUCCUCUUCAUCUUCCUCCACAGCGGCUCUAAGGGCGAAGAACAGUAGAGUGACCAACAGGAGCAACAAGACCCAUAACUCCAUGUCUGGCAGCAGCAAUGUUAAAUUGAAGAUGGCAGAGCUUCUUGCCAUAAAGAGUGAGCUGACAGUGAUCAAGGUUCAGAUUGAUGGCCUGUUGGACUGCGUAGACAAGAUGGACAGACAGCGGAAGGACUGUUCAGUGUGUGUUACAGAGUGUCCUCAGAGCAGGGAGUCCAGUGUGUUGAACUCUCCUCACCAAGGUUCAGUCUGCAGUAUGGAGAGAGAGAGUCCUGAACCAGGAGAGGCCAGCGCAGAUGAGUCACUGCACUACCAGGACUACUACCCCCACAGCUACUCCCACAGGCUGCAGCAUCACACAGCAGGAGAAUCUUUGCUGUCUCCAAACUCAGAGAGACAAUUUACACAGAUAAAGCAUUAUCAUUCUCGGGAGGACAACCUGUGAUGCUGCAAUCCAGAUCCUUGUAGAAACAGAAGCUCACAUUGGUAACAGCUGGUAUGGAAGAUGCCUCCAGAAGAUGUUGGCAACUUCACCUGCAUGAACUCUCCUCUUCACCUGAAUUCAUCCAUUGCUGUCAGUUUGAUUUGUAUUAUGUUGUACUGUUUUCUGUUCUGGUUUCCAGUUUACGCUGAUGGUAAAAUCUCAAUUGUAUUCCUCACACAUCACCGACAUCAGCACUCUAUAUUAAAAAUAUCUUAAAACCAUACUAGUGGUUUUUAGAUGAUCACCACUGAUUUCAACUACAGUAUUAUCAAUAGGCUCAAAAAUGAGCUUACUACAACUUUAAAAUUUCUUCAUUCAAAAUAAUUCUUUGUAAUAAGCAAUUUAUUAGAUUUUAAUUGCAUUUUUUUAGUAAUGCAAUCAAGGUUAGGUUGACAUCUUUGGCUCAAACAAAAAACAUUUUGUUCAUUGGCUGCAAAGUUAGCAUCGGACUGUAGAUUUAUUUUCUUUGCUGUUGCCCUGAUCCGUCCCCAAACCAUGCUGUCCUUGCUGGACUCCCCUCUGAUCACCGUUAAUGAAGUCAGUUUUGCAGCAGCUGGCAGCUCCUUAUCACACAAUUUAUUUUCAUCAGGCCUGCUUUCAUUAUGUGUAACCAGCUGUGUGCAGGACUGCAUUAUAGUUCUGUGUUAAAGCCUGAGUGAGCAUAGUUUUAUGACUCCCUGGGUCUACACUGUUCAGUUCACUCAGAAAAAGAGCUAUAAAGUGAUAUAUGGACUAUGACAAUUUCCUGAAAUGGACACUAGCUCAGAAGGAAAAUUGCAUGUAGUGAAUAUAAAUUGGAAGAUUACAAUUUUCCACCAUGACUAUGAUUAUGAAUCUUUUUACGACAACUCCAUGACUGUGAAAUUUUCAGCAGUCUAAGUAAGUUUUGCUGAAACUCUUUUUGAUCACUUGUUAGUUUAGGUUAGUGAACAAAGUUAUCAAGUAAAAUGGUUACAAUACAUUUAGCAGCUAAAUCACUAGCUUUAAAGUUAGCUUAAAGCACAGUUUUUGAUAACUGGAUCUGCUUUUUGUUUGUUUCACAUUAGCUCUCAAAUGGUUAGGUGUUUGUUUUUUGUUUUUUUUUUGAAGUGGAGUUGUAAGAGCUACUUAUCCAUAAUUAGUUCAUUACCUACAUUAGAUUGCAGUUGGCACACCCACAGUUUGGACAUGCAGGAGUAACGGCAUAGAAACUAAACAAUGCAAUGCUGUGGAGAGGGACAGCAGCCAAAUAUAUUUUAGCCACCCAAAGAGACCCAACUAAAGAAUUACUAUCAGUUUAAGUGUAUGCUCAAUUGCCCAUUCACUGCUUUACCUCUUGGUCAGAUGGUUCUUCCUGACAUGAACCUGUUGUUAUGCUGAAAAUGACUGUCUGAUGGCAAGAUAAAGCAGUUAAAAUAUUCUAAAUUUAAUGGACACUUAAAAUAAUAUAGAUUUUUUUGGGCUAUGCCUUUCUUUUAGGUUGCUAAAAUAUGUUUUGUUGCUGACUCUGUCCACAGCAAUCUUUGUCACUACUCCUGUCUGCUUCUCCAAAUUGUGGGUGUGCCCAGCUUCCAUCUAUACACUGAUUAUGGACAAGUACCUCACAAAACCCCACUUCAAAAAUUGCAAAACAAUACUUUAUUUGGUUAUGUAUAAAGUUACAUAGUGCUUCAAUGCUGCAACUAAAACAGUUGUGGUUGAGGUGGGCUAGCAGUUCCCUUUUUAAUGUGAGGUGAAGCUCUCAUUUUUGCAAGUUGGUCUUUGUUCCAACAGUCACUUAUGGUCAUGAGUUCUAGGUAGUGACUGAAGGAACAAGAUUGUAACUACAAGUAGCCAAAAUAGGUUUUGUCUGUGUGGUGGGUGGGCUGAGUCCUGAAAUCGAGUGAGGAGUUUCUGAUUCUUCAUGUUGGUAGGAGCCAGUUGGGGUGGUUUAACAUUUGAUUAGGAUGCCUAGUGGGCGGAAGUUUUCCAGGAAUGUCCAACUGGGAGGAGACCUCGAACCCAGAACCCAGAACUUACGAGGCUACAUAUCUCAUCUGGCCUUGGAACACGUCAGUAUCCCUCAGGGGCAAAUGGAAAUUGUUGUUAGGGAAAGGGAAGCUGCUGCCAUAAUGACCCAACGCUGAAUAAUUGGAAGAAAAUUAAUGAAUCUGCCAGUAGUUCUCUAAGAGUUAGCAUUGUGUUACAGAUCAGUUUGACAGAUUGUGUUUUCCUUAGAUAAGCUGAAGAACCAGUUUAGCAGAACAAAACCUGUGGUCCAGGUCAGCUAUUGCUUUGUUUAUGAGAUAAAAAUAAUUAUAUUCAGGUUAUCCAAAUCAAAGUAUAAUAGCUUGGUUCAGUUUAACUGAUAGCUUAAGAGAGAUUAAGAUUAAGAUCUAAGAGCUAUUUUCAGAAAAGCCAGUACAGUUUUUUGAAGUGAGCAAGUGGAGUAUUGUAGGCCAGUUUGUUUCAGGUUUCAGUGGGGCCUGCAGGUGUAAAUAAGCCUGACCUAUUUACACCAGCCUGUAUGAAAUGUCAGUACUGAUUAAUCUACACUGUCCAUGUUGAUAAAUAAAUAUAUUUCAAAAGAAAACUUGUCAGCAGGUGGAGAUUGCAAUGAGACCAUCACAUGAGAGUUGACGAUAAAAGUACCAGCUGGCCCAUGUUUCCUGAAAGAUGAUAAAGCCUCGUCCUGGCUUUGCAUUUCAAAUGUUUGUUGCAUGUGUCAGACAUAGUAAUUUUUCAUCAUUUUUACAUGUUAUUAAAAUGGCAGUGAAUUUAUGACCACCAUCAGUUCAAAUGUGCAUGAGUAAAUACUAAAGGACUUUUUGUAGAGUUGUACUGCCAUUGCAUUGUUAAAUGACAGUUACACUGUGCUGCACUGCACACUCACAUAAAGUGUGUAGCAUUCAAUAUGUUAUCAUUACUGCUGCAAAAAGGGUCCAGUGUCAUAUUUAUUGUUUUUAAAGUUGGAGUCAUAUUGCAUUUUAUGAGAUAUUCUUCAUUUCGCCAGAUUUUGGGUGAUGGUUCAAUGGAGAGUAUAGCCACUAAAGUGUUGCCAAGUCAAACAUAUAAAGAUAUAAAUAGUUGUGACUGUAAAUAUGUUCAGAAUGUUCAUGUAAAAUAUUUGUUGGUUUAAAAAAGUGACACUUGAAAUUAUUUAUGUGCAUAGUAGUGGCUUUUUAUUUUAAAAAGUAUUUCAAAUAUAAAUAAAAAGAUAAAAAUGUUUUAAUAAGAAAUCCUAAAAAUACUCAGUCGUUUUGGAAACUUCAUUAUAGCUUCUGUUGAUACUUUUGUGUUUGGUUAGUGCUAAAUGUAACCUGUUUGAUUGUAAAAGUAGUAAACAUGUUUUUCAUAAAACUUG
Acanthochromis polyacanthus (spiny chromis) is the source of this 4224-nucleotide messenger RNA. RefSeq names its product RNA-binding Raly-like protein. NCBI's taxonomy places the organism in Eukaryota, Metazoa, Chordata, Actinopteri, Pomacentridae. The record is from RefSeq and is a predicted model, not a curated record. Bases 141 to 863 code for a protein of 240 amino acids. The transcript is spliced from 9 exons.